Messenger RNA from Corapipo altera (White-ruffed manakin), 1155 nucleotides. RefSeq lists its product as uncharacterized. The coding region runs from base 26 to 703 and encodes 225 amino acids. The record is from RefSeq and is a predicted model, not a curated record. The transcript has 3 exons. Lineage: Eukaryota; Metazoa; Chordata; Aves; Passeriformes; Pipridae.
CGUGAAGGGCUGGCAGCAAGGAGCCAUGGGGAAUAACAGCGUGUUCAGCCCGGCGGGAGCGGCUCCGGCGGCGCCGGCACAGCCGGGAAUGUACAACAACAUGAGCAUCACCGUGUCCAUGGCCGGCGGCGGCUCCGGCGUCCCCACCAUCAAUCCCAUGGGAGGGCAGGUGCCCGGGAUGAACCCCCUGCAGAUGCCCGGGAUGAAUUCCAUGUGCUCGGAGCAGGUCCCGGAUCCGGCGCUGAGACCAGCAGGGCUCUACUGCAACCAGCUCAACUCCAGCGAGCUGCUCAAGGCAGAGGCAGACGGGGCCCAGGUCAGUAAUGAUUCCCAAAAUAAUGGUGGAGAUUCCCAAAAAAAAUGGCUGGAGAUGGUGGAGAUUCCCAGAAAAAUGGCUGGAGGGCUCCCAGGAUGGUGGAGAUUCCAAAAGGAUGGUGGAGAUUCCAAAAGGAUGGUGGAGAUUCCAAAAAAAAAUGCCUGGAGAUGGUGGAGAUUCCAAAAAAAAAUGGCUGGAGGGUUCCCAGGAUGGUGGAGAUUCCCAAAAAAAUGGCUGGAGGGCCCCCAGGAUGGUGGAGAUUCCCCAAAAAAAGGCUGGAGGGCCACAGGAUGGUGGAAAUUCCCAAAAAAGGCUGGAGGGCCCCCAGGAUGGUGGAGAUUCUCAAAACCAGUCCCACCAGCAUUGGGUGACACCACUUGGGGUUGAGGCCACCACAGACCCACCAGGGCUUGAAGCCACCACGGUCCCACCAGUGUUGGGUGAUGAUGAACCCUUGGAGUGGGUGACAGCCAACCCUUGGGGUUGAAGCCACCACAGGUCCCACAAGCGUUGGGUGACACCCCUUGGGAUUGAAGCCACCGUGGUCCCACCAGUGUUGGGUGACAUCUCUUGGGGUUGAAGCCACCACAGUCACACCAGAAUUGGGUGACACCCCUUGGGGUUGAAGCCACCACAGUCCCACCACCAUUGGGUGAUGACCAACCCUUGGGGUUGAAGCCACCACAGCCCCACCACUGUUAGAUGAAACCCCUUGGGGUUGAGGCCACCACAGACCCACCAGCAUUGGGUGACACCCCUUGGGGUUGAAGCCACCACAGUCCCACCAUCACUGGAUGAUGACCAACCCUUGGAGUUAAAGCCACCGUGGUCCAACCACC